UGUGCCAGUGGAUUUUUACACAGUUCACACGCUCACAAAAUGCUGAUCGCCUCAGAUAUAUAAGGACCCAACUGAACCAGCAAUACAAAUAAAAUCAUGGAUCAAGCCUAUAUGGGCAUGGAGGACGUAUCAGGUAGCAACGUAAAGUUGAGAAGGCUGGUAGAAACUUCAGAAGACAAUUCUAUCGAUGAUGAAGUGAGUCAAACUGUGCAAUGUGAAACGACUGGACUUGGACUCCCAGGUUCUGAAUUUGUAAAGAAGAGUUACUGCAGAGCUUCUGUGAUUCUUCUGGGUCUGCUGUGUCUUUUCCUCCUGAUUGGACUCAUAACUGUGGUUUUUCUCUUCACCCAAGGCAAAUCUCAGUGGGAAAUGGACACAGUGUUGCAACACAGGCUUUACAACAACUUGACCAGCGAGAGAAACCAGUUACUGACCAGUUACAACAACCUGACAAUCAAACGAGAACAGUUACUGACCAGUUACAACAACUUGAAAACUGAAAAGGACCAAUUGCUGACCAGUUACAACAACCUGACAAUCGAACGAGAACAGUUACUGACCAGUUACAACAACUUGAAAACUGAAAAGGACCAAUUGUUGACCAGUUACAACAACCUGACAGUCCAACGAGAACAGUUACUGACCAGUUACAACAACUUGAAAACUGAAAAGAACCAAUUGCUGACCAGUUACAACAACAAAGUUAAAGAGAGAGACCAGCUCCAGACAAGAUUUGAAGACAUGACCAAAAAUAGAGACAAUCUUCAGAGAAAGCUUCAAGAUUGUCGAGAAAACUGGGUGGCCUUCAGUGAUAGUUUGUACCAAGUGUCUUCGGUGAGGAAAUCCUGGGAAGAAAGCAGACAAGACUGUCUUCAAAAAGGUGCACACCUGAUGAUUAUCAACAGCCGAGAGGAACAGAACUUUGUGAACCAGUUCAAGAAGAAUUUGUGGAUUGGACUGACUGACUCACAGACAGAGGGGACAUGGAAAUGGGUGGAUGGGACUCGAACGAGCACAAGCUACUGGAAUCGGAGGAAUGGUGAGCCAAAUGGUGGCACACAGCAAAAUUGUGGAGAGAUAGAUAAUUACAAUGCAGAAGACAGCUGGAAUGAUGCACCAUGUUCCAAUGGACAAUUCUGGAUAUGUGAGAAGAGAGUUUCUCCAUAACUUAACAUCCACACCCAACAAAUACUGCAGAACACAGAGCCAUGAAAUGAAGCUGAACAGAAAGCAGUGGACACUUACAGCGGGAAAAAUAAGUAUUGAACACAUCACCAAUUUUCUGAGUAAACAUAUUUCUAAAGGUAUUAUUGAAAUAAAAUUCUGUCAGUAACAACCCAUCCAAUCCAUACAUGCAAGUAAAUCAAACUAUAGAUGUAUGUAAAUUAAGUCGUGUUUUUCUCCUUGUCACAUGAUCUGUAAAUAGUGUCUCUGUAUGUUUAUACUAAAUUUUGUGUAACACAAAACAUGUGUCUGAAAUGACACACAGGGGAACUUGGGCAGGGAUGGCUCAGUAGGUAGAGUGGUCGCCCCAUGAUCGGAAGGUCGGGGGUUUGAAUCCACUGAACGGCUACCCUGCGGUACCCCUGAGCAAGGUACUGUCCCUACACACUGCUCCCCAGGUACCUGCUUAGUGGCUCCCCACUGAGUGAAUGGGUCAAAUACAGAGUAAAACAAGUAAUUUCCCCACGGGGAUCAAUAAAGUAUUAUUAUUAUUAAAUACUGGCUUAGCCAAACCAAAUGACACACAAAUGGUAAAAAAUGGCUGCCACAUAACCAACUAAUAGAAAACAAUUAAACAAACUUGAACACCCGCCCCAGGCAAUGGAGCAUGUGGUUUCAUCCAAUUAGGCUGCCAGUGGUACUUCAGCUCUCCCUUUGCCACACUUUUUGCCAGCCAGGAAGGAGAAGCCAAACCCCAGGUAACUCAAACUAAGAAAGAUGUAUAAAUAUAACAUAAAACAGAACUUUGACCUUGCAGUGUUAAUAUGUGUGCACACCAUUGGAACAUUGGAAGGUGUAAUGAAAAAAUAAAUUAAUAAACGAUAUUGGAUAAUAAGUAGAAUUACAUUUAAGGUAGUGACUGCAAAGUAAACUAAAGUGAAUCAACUGGUGGUGAGGUGUGGAGCUUACCAUGUGUGGCUUGCCAUCACUUGCAUACUUCGAUUGGCCCAAUAGCAGCGAGACUAGUAUGGGACCAACUUGUAAUACAGUAUUCAAUAUGAGCCAGUAUCACAGAGUACAGGAAUGUAAUCGCUGCUGUGUCUGUUCAUGAUAUGUGGAUAUGUCUAAAGUUCUGUAUAUUAACAUUUACAGUUUUCACUAAAUUUUUAACAUGUUUUUUAAAGGGAUAAUUUCGAGUCUAGUAGCACUCCCAAAUACUUAAAUUCCUCAACAUUAAUUAGUUCUUGUGCACCCAAGCGACCUUUUACUGCAACCACGGUUGUUUUAGGUUUACUAAAAAACAUUGAUACCGUCUUUUUCUCCAAUGAAUAAAAUAAUUGCAAAUGUUAAAUGGGAUAGUUAAUCUGUGAGGUUUUGAACGUGACAUCAAGCACACAUUGCUCAAGGACUUGAUAAGCAGUAGCGAUCACGUCCAAUCUCUAAUAUGUAUAGAAUUUUAUAGAAACUAUCACAACUUUUCCCCCUCACGAUGCUUAUAUUCUGUUGUGCUGCUGGGUGCAGCAAUCAUCAAGGACAGAAAGAGAAUCUUUUUUUUUUUUUUUUACUGUAGUGAUGUGAAAAUGAAGCCAUGAGCCAGUAUUGAACCACUUCAUCAACUGUAUUAAAAAUAGGUUCAUUCAUUCAAAGCUUUGUUUCAGUGACAUCUAGUGGCGAAAUAGGAGAGAGCAAAACAAUGUCUUAAUGAUCAUGUCCUAAGUGUAAUGAAGGUUUGUGUGAAUGAUAUAAAUACCCUUUGGAAAGAUUGAUUGACUGGUCAGUUGGAAGAAAGUGUGCUUGGGGAAACGGAGGAUGUGCUGGGAUGGUAGGGUGUGCUUGUGUAACUGGGCCGGGGUGUAUUUAUGUACGUGUUUGGGAUUGAAAGAUUUUUAAUGAUAAACAAUAUUUUUUCCACUGUUUGUGUUUAUUUCUUUCCGACAAAUUUCGACCAGUCAUGUGAUUCAGUCAGAUAAAUAGAACAGUACAACAAUUAUAACUUACUUACGAUUGUAACUUGCUUAUUUUUAAAAUCACCAGUAUCUGUUUCAAACAAUAUUUAUACUAUAACUAUAUUUUCACUAUUUUUUCUAUUUUUUUCUUUCUCAUCUUCUUAGCAAAAGCUCCUUGAUCUGGGAGCUUUUGCUAUGUCAUUGGAGAUGGCUGAGCAAGCCAUAAUUCUUCCAGUACUCUUGCCUUCUCGUCUCUGUCUCAUCUUCCUUCUACAAAUACUUUGUUACUGUACAUAAGUAGAAUUUUCAGAUAUCUAUCCUUUUGGUUUUGAUUUGAGGGGGGUUAUUAUUUUACAUCAGUGUGCCUUUAAACAUCAAACCGAUUUGAGCAUCAACAGUAAUAAAAAGAGAUGAAAGAGGCAAGAAAAAAAAUGUG
Oreochromis niloticus (Nile tilapia) is the source of this 3546-nucleotide messenger RNA. Its product is annotated as CD209 antigen. Lineage: Eukaryota; Metazoa; Chordata; Actinopteri; Cichliformes; Cichlidae. The coding region runs from base 97 to 1167 and encodes 356 amino acids. The transcript has 6 exons. The record is from RefSeq and is a predicted model, not a curated record.